Molecule: messenger RNA, 3819 nt
Organism: Fulvia fulva
Lineage: Eukaryota; Fungi; Ascomycota; Dothideomycetes; Mycosphaerellales; Mycosphaerellaceae
Product: Peroxisome biosynthesis protein PAS1
Exons: 3
Coding region: 1-3819 (1272 amino acids)
Biological process (GO): protein import into peroxisome matrix
Cellular component (GO): peroxisome; cytosol; peroxisomal membrane
Molecular function (GO): ATP binding; ATP hydrolysis activity
Source: RefSeq, a predicted model, not a curated record
AUGGUUACUCACGUCCGACCUGUAUGCAAACAUUUUCGAGGAGUUGGGAAGUUGAGGUGUAGGGCGUGUAGCGGAGCUGAAGACCACAUAUCGUUCCUGGACAUGGCAUCGAGUGGCAGCAUCGGAAGGUCGACCACAGUGGAUGUUGUCCUACUGCCCGGCCUGAAGAGCUGUCUGCUCAACUUGCCGGCUUCACUGGUGUCGCUCCUCCUGAACUCCAACAUCGUCGCGCAGAAUGUGGUGGUCGAAGUACAAUGGCGACAAUCUGCGCCAUCGAGCCAAGAGCAGCAGAGGGGGAAGCCCGCGGCAACGACUCAGAGCGCGUACCUGGGAUGGACGGGCAUGCAAUCGCAGUCCAAGGUCGCGCCCUUGGUAGGAAGAGAUGCUGUGCGGAGCGGAGGCAGACAAGAGCAGGAUGUACCAACAAUAGAGAUCGAUGCUACGUUCGCCAGGCGGCUGGGCUUGAGCGAGGGCGUGAAGGCAAAUGUUUCGCUUCAUGUAGACCCGCCCCAAGCACAUACCGUGAACAUUGAGCCUCUCACUGCAACGGAUUGGGAGAUAAUCGAGCUUCACUCGUCCUUCCUAGAGAUGAACUUUCUGUCCCAAGUUCGCGCCCUUCCAAACCCAGUCGCCGGCCAAAGCCACCCGCUUACGCUCCAUCUGACUCCUACCUCGACCGCCAACAUAACAGUCACCUCCCUCACACCAGCAGUAGCCAACACACAGUCUUUCGUGAAGAUAGCGCCAGACGCGGAGGUUAUUGUGGCACCGAAGACGAGGGAACGAGCAAGGCAGAGCAGUUCACGGGACAACCGAAGCACAGCCAGUGCUGGUGCAAGAAGUGCAGGUGGCAGGAGCACUAAAAGUCACGUGCGGCAUAGAAGCACACAUGAGAGUGAGAAGGCGAGACCUCCCUUGUUCCUGCGGGGUGUCACGCGGGCACUGCAGAACGAGUGGUUUGAAGACGGUGGAGAUGAUCUCAAAGACGAAGGCUUACGGGUCUGGCUUGAUCGCGAACACUUGCUUUCGAAGACCUUGCGAGGCGUGACGUGGGUCGCCGUUACAGUGGUCAAGCCAGCAGGUCUGCAAGAGCCUGUUGAUCCACAAAGCCAGCCUUCACCAGACCAACUGCCAGCAUCGGAGGUGGUCGCAAAGCUGUGCACCUGGGACGAUGCGCCAGACAGCAGACAUGUGGCACUCUCUUCUAUGCUAUGCGGUGCACUGGGCGCGGAAGGUAUUGUUGGAGGCAUUGUUCGUAUCGACCCUGCGCCUGCACCACUACCGAGAACAGCUUCGGCCAUGAAGGACCCGUCCUCGCAAGCCAGCAAAGAAGCUAUCGUGAAACGGUUGAAGGUCACACCAUAUUCCCCUUCACAAGCAGACAAGAAAUCGACUGGCAUCAGAUUCGGAGGCAAGUCGAAAGGCGAUGGAGAAGAUGCUGUACAGCUCUUCGAAAAUAUCUUUGGUAAGGGUCUCCUGGAAGGUCCGCUGACUGAUGGCAUGCUCCUUCCAGCGCAAGACAGCUGGCCGGGGGGUAUAGUCGACUUUGAUCCUGCGCCGCCAGGAGAUCCGGCCAAGGCUAGGACAAACUGGUUUAUAGGAGGCGAGAGAAAGCUCGAGAUCUCCGUGCAGGAGCAGACGGUGAGGCCGAACACGCCUCAGUGGCCGCCUGGAGAAAGGCUACCAGAGAGUAUACCCGAGAUGGUCGGCAUUGAUAUCACAAUUGAACAGACACGGAAAAGUCUGCUUCAUGCUUCGUCGGUGCUACUGACGGGUGGUCUUGGAUCUGGAAAGACAUCUCUCACGCACUUGCUCGCUCACCAGCUUCGAAGCGAGUAUCUCUACAACAUCAUCUACUUUCCCUGCCGAACAUUGGCGACGGAUGAAACACGGGUCAAGACCAUAAAGGACACACUACAACGGGUCUUUGCUUCUGCCUCUUGGGGCGCACGGUUUGGUGGCCGGUCACUCGUGAUCCUGGACGAUCUUGACAAGCUCUGCCCUACAGAGACUGAGCUGGAGCAAGGAUCAAAUGGCAAGAGCAGGCAAGUCAGUGAGCUACUAGGGCCUAUUGUACGAGAGUGGUGUGGGCGUGAACAUGGCGUAGUCAUGCUCGCUACGGCACAAAGUAAGGAGUCCGUCAACAACAUUGUGAUUGGUGGUCACGUUGUGAGAGACAUUAUUGCCCUCAAGGCGCCCAGCAAAGAUGGACGACGCAGGGUAUUGGAGCUGCUGGUCAAGCAAGCUCAGAAGAAGCCUGGCAACAACACCGAAGCUGGAGGUGUGCUGAGAAACGGCAGUGCUGCAAAUGAGUGGAUGGACGGCUCCGACGGCGAUCACACAAGACCCAAUUCUGCUGGAGGUGCUGAUCAUGAGGGCGUCGACAUCGACUCCAAUCUUGACCUUCUAGAGAUUGCCGGCCAGACUGAUGGAUAUAUGCCUGGUGACCUGGCACUGCUAGUUUCACGAGCACGCAGCGAGGCCUUGAUUCGUGCUGUAUCGAGCGACAACGAGUCUGACGACAUUACCUUGGCUGCAGACGACUUUACAGCCGCGCUCAAGGGCUUCACUCCUGCAUCGCUUCGAGGUGUAACGCUGCAGUCGUCAACCACUACUUUUGCAGCUAUUGGUGGGCUGAAGGAGACUCGCCAGACUCUUCUGGAGACAUUACAGUAUCCGACUACAUACGCGCCUCUCUUCGCAAAGUGUCCACUGCGGCUGCGAUCCGGGUUGCUGUUGUAUGGGUAUCCCGGAUGCGGCAAGACUCUUCUUGCGUCUGCCGUAGCAGGGGAGUGUGGGCUCAACUUCAUAUCGGUCAAAGGGCCUGAGAUCUUGAACAAGUACAUUGGUGCUUCUGAAAAGUCUGUUCGCGAUCUCUUCGAGCGUGCUGAAGCUGCGAAGCCGUGUGUGCUGUUCUUCGACGAGUUCGACUCGAUCGCGCCGAAACGUGGCCAUGACAGUACCGGUGUCACAGAUCGUGUCGUCAACAUGCUCUUGACCAUGAUGGAUGGUGCCGAGGGCCUGAGUGGCGUGUACGUCCUCGCUGCCACAUCACGGCCAGACCUCAUCGAUCCUGCCCUGCUUCGACCAGGACGUCUGGACAAGUCCUUGAUCUGCGACAUGCCCAAUGAAGAAGACCGCCUCGACAUCCUCCAAGCCAUCAGCAAGAAGCUCCACCUCGAGUCAAGCUUGAUGAAUGACUCCAACACCGGACCACAAUCUGCUCUCGAGGUAGCCCGCAGGACCGACGGAUACUCCGGAGCAGACCUCCAAGCAGUAAUGUACAACGCCCAUCUCGAAGCCAUUCAUGACGUCCUUGGACCUUCAGCAGACUCAGCAGGGCAAGAACUCUGCAAAAAGCAAAAGGACGGCAGAGGACGCGGUAGCAGCGGCAGCAAAGCCCACGACUUCACUUACUUCCGCGUUGGCGAGGUCGGCAAAGACAAAUCUGCAGCGGAAGCCACCGCUCAAGCCGCAGCCCAGAACGCAGCGACCCGAGCUGAGAUCGCAGCGAAGCUUUCUGCUCUCCAGCUCGCACGACGCAAGGCUAAAGCUGAACGUCACGCCGCACGGGGAAGGCCUGUGUCCGCUCAGGUGAAUGGGAAUAGGCCGGGCUCUGGCGGGCAGGCGGAAAGUGCUGAGCCGAUCAUUAGUUGGAAGCAUUUGCAGAAGAGUCUGCAGGAGACGAGGAGUUCUAUAAGUGCGCAGGAGAGGGGACGGUUGCGUAGAAUAUAUAGGGAGUUCGUGGUGGGGAGGAACGGAGAUAUGCACGAUGGACAGGGUGGGACGGAGAUUGGAGGGAGGACGAGUUUGAUGUGA